Aspergillus affinis is the source of this 1137-nucleotide messenger RNA. It is a transcript of the gene swc5, whose product is annotated as putative Swr1p complex component (Swc5). The transcript is spliced from 2 exons. NCBI's taxonomy places the organism in Eukaryota, Fungi, Ascomycota, Eurotiomycetes, Eurotiales, Aspergillaceae. Bases 1 to 1137 code for a protein of 378 amino acids. The record is from RefSeq and is a predicted model, not a curated record.
AUGUCUGCAGACCCAGCUACAGUCCCGGACGUCGAUCUCGAAGACGAGCAAUACGACUCCGAGGAAGACGAGGACUUCGACGCCGCCGCAGGCCCAGAUGAUGACGACGGGCUCUCAUCCUCCGAUAGCGAUGACGACGAGGCAAACGCCAACGAGCCGGCGACUAAGAAGCGCAAGACGGGGAAGCGACAAGAUGCUGAUGACGAGGAGUUAGGGUCCGGCGAUGAGGCGAUGAUACGGAAUGCGAAAGCGAAGAAACUGAAGAGCAAGGGGAAGAAGCAGAAGAACGCGAAAGGUGGCGGUGGUGGAGGUGCGCAAGAUGAAGAUGAUGAUGACGAUGAUAUGGAUUUUGAUGAUGAUGAGGAGGGUGGACCGGGGGGAUUUGUUCGGACGAGAGCGAUGAAGAUGCGCACACAGGAAGAAGAGCGAAAACCUCUCGCGAAGAUCGACGGCGCGACAGUCGACGUCGACGCCCUAUGGGCUAGAAUGAACGCGCCAGAUCCAGAAUCCGAAACACAACUCCCCGAGAACGAGACACAAGAGACCAAUCCCCCAGCAGCAGAUGGUGACACGAACAACACAGCGACGCAAGCCCCCCACCCCGAAGAUCCUCCGACCGCGCAACCCAAAGCCAAAUACGCAGAGGAAAUGGUCAAAAUCAAACGGACCUACAAAUUCGCCGGCGAAAUAAUCACCGAGGAGAAACUGGUUCCCAGGGAUUCCGCUGAGGCCAAAAUCUACAUCGCCAGCGGCAAUGACAUAGAGACCGUGCCGGGGUCUGACGCAGACGCGGAUCGUGAAAAUGAGAAAGCGGCGCUGAACCUGCGGAGACCGCUUCGCAAACUUUCGCGAUUCGACCCGAACCCGACCGGAAGCAUCAAGAAGAGUUGGGAGAAACAACCGGCUGCGACGACACAGGCAGCCGGAACGGAAGAGAACGCCCGUGGUCCCAAGAUCAACACCGUUGAGAAAUCUCGACUGGAUUGGGCGGCGUAUGUGGACCAGGCCGGCAUCAAGGACGAGCUUACGGUACACAGCAAGGCCAAGGAAGGGUUCCUGGGCCGGAUGGAUUUCUUGGACCGUGUGGGCGCCAAUCGUCAAGAAGAGAUGAGAAAUGCGCGGCUGAAGGGGCGGUAA